UGAAAUCCCAUGCUAUGUGCAGCUUGUCUGUACGGUUAGCAAAACAGCUCCACAAACCGGAAGCCUCGCUGCCAUUAAUCCCUACGAUGAUUUUAGUUACACGGGGAAAAGCCUGGGAAGCGUGUUCAGUGGCUUGGGAUGUAUAGAUUAAUAUGCAUUAACAUCUUUUAGAGAUUCUGCUAGUUUUGCAGGAGUGCAAUGGAGGAUGAGGGCUCUUCCUAGCCAAAAGGAUUAAGAAGGCUACAAAGUCUGAGAAAUAAGAAGGCAAAGAGUGGCCAGGUGGGAGAACCCCAAAUAAUCCAGUAAUUGGGCAAGGUGGAAUAUCGACAGAGGGUCAAUAGAGGGGUUAAUACGUUUGGACCAGUGGACUCUAUCUAUCACCUUGCACUGUGUAAUCCUGUGAUGUGCACAGAGAGAAGAGCAGUUUACCCUUUUCAAGACCGCUUUCCAUGUCGCCUCAUUGAUGACGGUACCAAUGUCUUGAGACCAGACAAUGCGCAGGUUAUCAGAGGGGAAAACUGCAAAUUAACAAUUAUAUUGCACAAGUAUCCACACCCGUUCUUCCAGCUUUUUUGUAACUCGGUGCUGGAAAGAUGAACGGAUUGUCGGUCAGCGAGCUGUGUGGCCUUUUCUGUUGCCCUCCUUGCCCGAGUCGGAUUGCAGCGAAACUGGCCUUCCUACCCCCAGAGCCCACUUACACUUUACUGCCUGAACUGGACUCGCCCCCGAACAUAACUUCAAACCAGAGCACCUCAUCCCUGCGCUCUCGGCUGGGUCGGAGAGCAGGGGCAGGAGGAGGAGCAGGAGACAGGGGUGGAGAGGGCAGGUGGAAGCUCCAUCUGUCAGAGCGAGCUGAGUUCCAGUAUUCCCAAAGAGAGCUGGACAGGACAGAAGUCUUCCUGACUCGCUCUAGUCGUGGAAACAAAGUGGGAUGCAUGUACAUCCGCUGUGCCCCCACAGCCAGGUACACGGUGCUGUUCUCCCACGGUAAUGCUGUGGAUCUCGGUCAGAUGAGUAGCUUCUACAUUGGCCUGGGCACACGCAUCAACUGCAACAUCUUCUCCUACGACUACUCGGGUUACGGGGCCAGCACGGGGAAGCCGUCCGAGAAGAACCUCUACGCUGACGUAGACGCGGCCUGGCACGCGCUGCGCACCAGGUAUGGGAUCAGUCCAGAGAACAUCAUCCUUUAUGGUCAAAGUAUUGGCACGGUGCCCACGGUGGACCUGGCGUCGCGGUAUGAGUGUGCUGCUGUGGUCCUUCACUCCCCUCUCACCUCGGGUAUGAGAGUGGCCUUCCCCGACACCAAGAAGACCUACUGCUUUGACGCCUUUCCAAACAUCGAGAAGGUGUCAAAGAUCACGUCUCCAGUGCUGAUCAUCCACGGCACCGAGGACGAGGUGAUUGAUUUCUCGCACGGCCUUGCCCUGUUCGAGCGCUGCCCCAAGGCCGUGGAGCCGCUGUGGGUAGAAGGGGCCGGCCACAACGACAUCGAGCUCUACAGCCAGUACCUGGAGCGCCUGCGUCGAUUCAUCAGCCAGGAACUGACCGCCCAGUAUGCCUGAAAAGCCUCUGUUUAACGCCCAGUCCAGGUGAAACGAACACUCCAGUGUCAACUUGAGGGCCUGCUUCAAAUUUUUUUUCUACUCUGUAGGCUGGUAAACAUUAACACAUACACCUGGACGGUUGAACAUCUUCGAAGCAGGACCUCGUGGGUCCAGUUUAGCAGGGCGGAGGAAAAAAAAAAACCCCACCAUAAACUGUAUUGUCAUUAUUUCUUCAUAUUAUUGUAUUAUGAUUAUAUUAUAAUUUUUUUUUUGCUCCAAGGCAUCUACAAGGAGACUGCCAUAAGUGCAAUUUCAUAGAUUAGUUCCUGUUCGGUUAAAUUUUUUGGGCUAAAGGAUUUCAUGAUUUCUGCUUUUUCCUGUAUGUCUGCUCUCUGCUGGACAGAUUGGGUGUUUCGUCUGACCUUGUGGAGACCAUUAUAUGGGUCAGGCGUGUAUGUAUUGAUUUAUUACUGACUCUUCAAAACGCUUUUUGAACUCAAGCACCUCUUUUAUCCCUUGUUCAGUUUAAUGCCAACCAGCAGAAUCUCGUGUGGUGUGUGUGUUUAACAGGACAUGAACUGAGCGAUACAUUUAGGCAGCAAGCAAUAUAACUAUGGUUACUGUGAAUAAGGCAAAGAUCUAUUGUUAUUUUUUUAUUUUUUAACACCCCAACUCGCAUCUUUUUUUUCCCUUAAGCGCAAUUAACCUUCUCAUGAUUGUAGCUUUCAUUGUUUUCAACCACGACACUAAGAUUACGAGUAACCAGUAGUUUGUGUUCUCUAUCCAUCUGAGCUUCUCUGUCGACAGUCUUCCCUUUUUCAUUCGUGUCUUUUUUUCUUUUUUUUUUUGAGCUCUUAAGUCUUGUAGCUAUUUCCCUUAGACACUGUUUCACACAUUCACAGUCUCACUGUGACACUACACAUUAGCUGUUCAUACAUCAUAUCAGUGCCUCACCUUUUAAUUCACCUGUUUUCUUCUGCACUUCGUUCCUCUCCCUCUAUUUUCCGAUCUCUCUGACUUUGUUACGCUCCUUCCUCUUUCUCCAAGCGGCAGUGUCUGUAAAGCUUAAGAGAUUCCGAGACGUUUUCGUACAUAAAUAAAUAAAACAAAAUAGCUCGUUUGUAAGAUAUCCUUUCUUUAUUUGGUAUUUUUUAUUGCAGACUUCUUCUUUUUUUUGUAAUCUGUUCGACAUGUAUUAUUGCUCACAGAUUAGCUAUACAUAAUGCAUAUUAAAAUCAUAAUGAAGAACUUGCAAAUCUAUUUUUCUAAGAGUAAGUUUUUUUGCUCUAAUGCUCCAGUUUUUGUCGAACCCAGAGCCUUUCUUAAGAGACCGGGAAAUAGUUUUAUUGCUAUUUGGUUGUUGUGAAAAGAGGAUGAUUUCACCAUAUCCCUAAGAUCAUUUGUCAUCGAUCUAAAGCCACUUUAGUAAGAUCAAAAUCUCCCUUUCAGUAAGAUCGUCCAGUUGUACAAAAUCGAUUUCAAUUCUGAAUAAAUAACUUUUCAUCUCGAAAACGCAAUAACACCAUAAUUACGCAUGUGUACGCUGCAGUCUCGCACCGUGAGCGCUCGCACCCUCGACACGCCAAACGGCAAAAUAAACCUAAACUAUAUGACGCAGAUGUUUCCCGAAAAAUUUCAGAAGUCCUCAUAUUUAAAAGAAUUAAUGUAUUAUUCUUUUUUCCCCAGCUGCAACCAUGUGUAUAUCAUGUUUCCGUUGGUGAAAGAAAUUUUUCUUUCCCUUUGUGUAUCCUUUUCUUAGCUGAAGAAUGUAUGUGCUGUAAUGUAACUAAUUAAUAAAAGUGAUGAUGACUA
Silurus meridionalis is the source of this 3359-nucleotide messenger RNA. RefSeq names its product abhydrolase domain containing 17A, depalmitoylase a (gene abhd17aa). Gene Ontology annotation, molecular function: palmitoyl-(protein) hydrolase activity. Gene Ontology annotation, cellular component: plasma membrane; endosome membrane. The coding region runs from base 594 to 1565 and encodes 323 amino acids. Gene Ontology annotation, biological process: protein depalmitoylation. The transcript is spliced from 7 exons. Lineage: Eukaryota; Metazoa; Chordata; Actinopteri; Siluriformes; Siluridae. The record is from RefSeq and is a predicted model, not a curated record.